Drosophila serrata is the source of this 1017-nucleotide messenger RNA. It is a transcript of the gene Fer2, whose product is annotated as basic helix-loop-helix domain-containing Fer2. Lineage: Eukaryota; Metazoa; Arthropoda; Insecta; Diptera; Drosophilidae. Gene Ontology annotation, biological process: developmental process; regulation of transcription by RNA polymerase II. The record is from RefSeq and is a predicted model, not a curated record. Gene Ontology annotation, molecular function: protein dimerization activity; DNA-binding transcription factor activity, RNA polymerase II-specific; RNA polymerase II transcription regulatory region sequence-specific DNA binding.
AUGAAGUUGGGUGAGAGGACUUGCGAUGGGAGCGGGCUGAAAAUAAGUGCAGUUAAAAAAGGAUAUACAAAGUGCAAUAUUAGUAGUGAAAUAAUGUCGCGAAAUCAAUUGCCGGAUUCGUCCUCAUCGCCGCCCAUUAGCCACUUACCCUUUCACAACUUUGAUGAUGACUUGAUCAAUGAUUUGCCGUCCUGCAUUUAUGCUGGCCAGCAUCAAGGAGGGAGUGCCGCAGGAGGUGGAGGUGCUGGCGGGUCAGGAGGUGGCAGUGGUAACUCAGGGCUGCGUCUGAGCUCAAAUAAUCUGCGCCACAUCCAGCAGCAUUAUCUGCAGCACAGCGGAGAGAACCUUCUGGAUUCCUCAACCAGUUCCAUGGGAGUGCACAAUUCCGGCGGUGGAGCACCCUUGAUGUGCAACAGUCCCAGUGCCAGCAGCAGCGGAGGAGGAGGAGGCUGUGGCAACGGAGGAUCAGGCACUCCGGGCGGAGUAGGUGGCAGUGGCCCCAAUCCUGGAUACGGUUCCGUGAGCGCAGCAUCUGCGUCCAGCUACAAAAUGCAGCGACAGGCGGCCAAUGUGCGGGAAAGGAAACGCAUCCAGAGUAGCAUCAAUUCCGCCUUCGACGAGCUGCGGGUCCAUGUGCCCACCUUUCCGUACGAGAAGCGUCUGAGCAAGAUCGACACCCUGCGACUGGCCAUAGCAUACAUAUCGCUGCUGCGUGAAGUGCUCCAAACCGACUACGAUCCGCUGACCUACGUGGAGAAGUGUCUGCGGGGCGAAAUCAAAGCUGAUCGCGCCAAUUGGAAUACGAGUGAUCUCACAGCCCGCUUGUCCUGGAUCAACUGGGAGAAUCUGGGUGUCCAUCCUGGUCGCAGAACAUUGCUCACCUCUCUGGCGUUGUCCUCGGAGCCCAUGUGCGGUGCUCAUUGUGGAAUGCCAUGAAGUCAUAGUCCUAGACCGAUUUAUUAUGGAAUACCCAGCGCUGAAAGCAAUGCCCCUCAAACUUAUGAUCUUCCCUUUGAG